Messenger RNA from Diospyros lotus (date-plum), 1205 nucleotides. RefSeq names its product protein IRX15-LIKE-like. Gene Ontology annotation, biological process: xylan biosynthetic process. The transcript has a single exon. The coding region runs from base 153 to 1073 and encodes 306 amino acids. The record is from RefSeq and is a predicted model, not a curated record. NCBI's taxonomy places the organism in Eukaryota, Viridiplantae, Streptophyta, Magnoliopsida, Ericales, Ebenaceae.
UAGUAACAACAAACCCUUGCUAUCAGUCUCAGUCUUCAACUCUUCCACUCUCUUUCUCUGAGAGCUUCCACCAACUAAGAGAGAGAAAGCCAAGGAUCGAAGACGGGUAUGGCCUUGACGUAAUCUCUCUCUCUCUCUCUCUCUCUCUCAAAAUGAAGGGCGGCCCAAAGCUGAUCGUUCUCCACCCUGCAAUCAACAAGCACGGCGGAGCCUCCCACCGCCUCUGGCUUCUCGCCUUCCUCGCCUUCUUCACUUUCGCCUUCCUUUUCACUCUCAUCACCACCAGAGACGCCGCCGCCGCCGCCGCCGCUACCGCCUCCGUCACUUCUUCCGCCUCGCCGCUCCCCAAGCCCGUCUUCGAUGCCCUCCUCCACUACGCCGCCGCCUCCAACACCACCGGCCGGCUGUCCUCCGCCGAGCUCAAGUCCAUCGCCGCCGUCCUCCGCCGCUGCCCCUCCACUCCCUGCAACUUCCUCGUCUUCGGCCUAACCCACGAGACUCUCCUCUGGAACUCCCUCAACCACCGCGGUCGAACCGUGUUCGUCGACGAGAGCUCGUUCCUGGUCGCCAAACUCGAAGAGAAGCAUCCGGAGAUCGAAGCCUACGACCUCCAAUUCACCACCAGAGUCAGCGAUCUCUACGGCCUCGUCGACCACGCCAGAGAGGAGAUCAAAACCGAGUGCCGGCCGGUGCAGAAUCUCCUCUUCUCCGACUGCAAGCUCGCCAUCAACGACCUCCCGAACCACAUCUACGAACUGUCGUGGGACGUGAUUCUGGUGGACGGCCCCCGCGGAUACUUCGCGGCGGCGCCGGGGAGGAUGGCUGCGAUAUUCACCGCCGGCGUGCUGGCGAGGAGCAAGCGGGCCGGCGCGGCCAAGACUCACGUGUUCGUGCACGAGUUCGACCGGGAAGUGGAGAGAGUUUGCAGCGACGAGUUCUUGUGCAGAGAUAACUUGAUUGAGACCAAUGACUCCUUGGCUCAUUUCGUGCUGGAAAAGGGGGAUCCAAAUAGCUUUGAAUUCUGCCCUAAUUCGUCGUCGUCGUCGUCGCCAUUAUCAUUGGCAGAUGAUUAGAAGCAGGACUGUGAUUAAUUACUUAUGAGUCUGUGACGCAAUGCGUUUUUCUCUUUCUCAAAAUUUACAGUAUAAAUAUGUAAUUUUUAUAUAGGCUUUUGAUUAUUGAGAGCAUGUGCGACGAUGGGUAAA